GGGCAAAUAAUGCGAACAAAACAAAAUAAAAAUUGCAAAAAAGCUCCGUUUUUCGCUCAGCACAAGUAGAAGAAAACUUGGUUUUUAAUCCCUCAAAGCUUAUCAUUUUGUAUGUAUAGGUGUGUGUACAAUUUGUUCCUUCUCAAGCUCUCUUCUUGCUUCUGGGUUUUUCUUGCUGUAGUGACUGCUUGGGUCAAGGGUACAUAAGCAUGAUGGAUUUCAGAGGUGCUUCUUGGGUUGGAGACAUCUACCAUAAAUUUGAAGCUAUGUAUUUGGAGGCUGAAGAAAAAAUUUGUGAAGACGCUGUUAAGUUUGUUGAGAGUCAGGUGCAGAAUGUGGGAUCAAAUAUGAAAAAAUUCUAUACUGAUGUCAUGCAAGAUUUGGCUUCGCCAGAUUCUACAGCUCCUGUGAAAGUACCUGCAACAGAUUUGCCUCUGGAUUCCUAUGCUGAUACUAAAACUGAUGAGGAAAAAAAAUCUGGCAAUAAAGAAGAUACUAAAAAAAUUGGUAAUCUAUUCACUAAUGAUCUUAAAGUGAUUAACCAGGAAGAUGGAGAUCAGGUGUCAUCUCUUGUUGAAGAUACAACUCUCAUUCGCAAGAAAAUUCCUAGAAAGGACGGCCGCCGGAAGACAAACUCGCCGAAUCAGGUGUCAGGUUGCAUGAAGGUUCCUGAAAAGGUCUGCUGCCAGAAGACAAACUUGCUGAAUCAGGUGUGGGAUGAUCAGGAUGGGGCAUCACUGGUGCUAAAAAUGAUACAUGAAAAUGCAACUCCUGAGCAUAUGGCUUUAGCAUCAUCACAAGUUUCCGUUGAAGUAGAAGGAUGGGAAUGGGACUCUGUGGAAGAAGAGGAAGAAGGGAAAGAAGAGAAAGAAAUGAGUAGUUGCAAGGGUAUUGACAUAGAAAAAUCCACCACUAAGGGUCCAAUAUCUACUGAUGUUCUGUCAUUGCGAACUGUAGGUGAAGGCUUGGCACAAGCUUCUAUAGAAAAGAAUUUUGCGGUCAAAUCUGAUACCUUGGUUGAUUCAAAAACUUGUCAGAUGACUGGGGAGCUGGUUGCCUUGUCAGAUAUAGGAAAGGAAGUUGUGAGCAAGACUAUUGAUAAGAUGGAUUUAGCGGGUGAAACUACUGAUGAAGAUGAGAUAAAGUUGGAGGAAGGUUGUGUCAUUGUGAAUGAAAAGAACAUUUCUUUUUCUUCCUACAAAGAUGGCAAACCCUGGUCCUACAAGAAAAAGAUAAGAGAAGCUCUCUCACUGAAAAAGAAAUCGUCAAGAAGGCAGGAGUAUAAACAACUCGUAGCACAGUAUGAAACCGCAAAUACAAGUUCAAGUCCAGCUCGCAUUGAUACAGUCCCACACACUGUCUUCCCACAGUCAAGCAUGGCAGAGUUGCAAACUGGUGAGUUUUGCGAGUCGGACUGGGAACUUCUGUAAUGUUUCUACAUAAGUUUCUUCUAAAUAGGUGAUCUGCUAAGAUGAGCUGCUCUCUUCCAUGCUGAUGAGAGAACGAAAAGAUGCUUUUAAACUUGUUAAGUGUCAUAUAUACAUUGUAGCUGUAUAACCUAUAUGUAACAAUUACUGUACAUGGAUACAAAGCUCAAUGCUUCUGGCAUCUGAGCUGAUAUGUAAAAGUUUCAAGUCGGGCAGUAGCCUUGACUGCAGGGAAAAUCCGACAAAAUGAACUACUACUAAGUAUAAAUGGCAUCAUACCGAGGCUUGUUGGCAAGCAUAUUUACAAGA
Messenger RNA from Daucus carota subsp. sativus, 1736 nucleotides. RefSeq lists its product as uncharacterized. The record is from RefSeq and is a predicted model, not a curated record. Bases 210 to 1430 code for a protein of 406 amino acids. The transcript has 6 exons. Lineage: Eukaryota; Viridiplantae; Streptophyta; Magnoliopsida; Apiales; Apiaceae.